UGAGAAACGGUCUGUGUUUUCAACAGAACAAAUCUGUGCCUUCUCCCUGUCCGGCCCUAAAUAGGCACCGAUGAGGUACCACUUGGAAUUUCUGCCCCGAGGAGAGGAUCAGCAUGACACUGACUUUGGACAGGACAGUUCUGAUGAAAAUCAGAGCCAGAGUUUGGCUCCUUCCAUGACAUCUGAUGCUUCACUUCCAUCAGACUUCCUGGAUGACGGGCUGGAAGAGAUCGCACCGAGGCCUGUUCAAGACACAGGGAACAUUUUGAAGCAAGGAUAUCUGGAGAAGAAGUCCCGAGAGCACAGCUUUUUUGGGUCAGAGUGGCAGAAGCGGUGGUGUGUCCUCACCAGAAGGACCUUUUACUACUACGCCAAUGAGAAAAGCAAGCAACCUAAAAGUACCUUCUCCAUUGAGAACUAUAAUGCCCGGCUGGCCUUCCAUCUCCGCAAAGACUCUCGAAAACGUUGCUGUUUCGAGUUAAUCUGCCCUGGCAAACGCACCUACGAGUUCACAGCCCCGAGCCCAGCAGAGGCUGAAGACUGGGUGGAUCAGGUCCAGUUCCUCCUGAAGGACCUGAGCUCCCUCACUAUCCCAUAUGAUGAGGAGGACGAAGAAGAGCUCUACAACGACGUGGACAGUUCUGACUCUGUGAACACACCAUCCCACAAUACUACCCUGAAUCAGGACGAGCCAAACAUUGAGAUGGAAGAUGAUGACAUCUAUGAGGUUUUGCCAGAUGAGGAGCUGGAGCCCCCCUUCCCAGAGGACAGCAAGGAUGCCAGGAGCAGGCAGAGAAGCGGAGAUCCCGAGCGAGAUUAUGCCAAUUACUACCAAGGCAUGUGGGACUGCAGCAGCGAGCAUCCCGACGAGCUCUCCUUCCACCGCGGAGACCUUAUUUACAUCCUAAGCAAGGAGUACAACGUGUACGGCUGGUGGGUCGGAGAGCUCAACAACGUGGUCGGGAUCGUCCCGAAGGAUUACCUGGCAGCUGCCUACGACCUGGAGGAGUGAUGAGGACCGUGGCACCCCAGGUGCUUCUCUCCCUGGCCAUGCUGAGAAACCGGCUACACUGUCCCCACCAGCCUCCUAUGGGAACCCGUUGCAUGAAGAGACCCACGUCCCGCCACCCAGCCCACACAUGGUGCCCCAGAGCCCUGCUCUGCCCCGCGGUACUCGCUGUGAUGCCACUGGGGCACAGUGGGGGCACGGGGGGGCUGACAGCCCGUAAUAAAGCCAUUUGCCU
Phalacrocorax carbo (great cormorant) is the source of this 1244-nucleotide messenger RNA. Lineage: Eukaryota; Metazoa; Chordata; Aves; Suliformes; Phalacrocoracidae. The record is from RefSeq and is a predicted model, not a curated record.